AUAAAAUUGUGUUAUCUAACCAAGGAAGUAGCCACCACUUUCUGAGACUUCCCUCUGCACUUCUCCAUCACUCUUUCACUCUUCACACCAUGGAUUUGCUCUCAAUUUCUCCCUCUCACCCUUCACCUUCCCUUCGCACCCUUUCCCAAAACCCUAAACUUCCCAUUUCCUCUUUCGCCCCAAAGCCCUCUUUCUCAUUUUCGCGCUUUUCCAAACCCAUUAAAACCCCACCACGAUGCGGCGUCUCGGCCUCGCCAAUUUCCUCUAAAAGCCUAAACUUUGGGUCCGACUCUCCAAACCCAAGUCUCUCUUUCCAGCUAUCCGCGCCGCAGACGCCGGCGACGGCCGCGAGAGGGGCGGAUGGCGACGUGAUGGGGUUGUUGCUGAGGGAGAGAAUCGUAUUCCUUGGGAGCAGCAUCGAUGACUUUGUGGCUGAUGCUGUUAUGAGUCAGUUGCUUCUGUUGGAUGCCCAAGACCCCACUAAGGAUAUAAAGCUGUUUAUUAAUUCUACUGGGGGUUCUCUCAGUGCUACAAUGGCUAUCUAUGACGCCGUACAGCUUGUGAGGGCCGAUGUUUCCACGGUUGCACUUGGAAUUUCAGCAUCAACAGCUUCUGUUAUCCUCGGUGGUGGCACCAAAGGCAAGCGCUUUGCUAUGCCAAAUACACGAAUUAUGAUUCACCAACCUCUGGGAGGUGCUAGUGGACAAGCUAUAGAUGUAGAAAUUCAGGCUAAUGAAGUUAUGCACAACAAGAAUAAUAUCACAAGAAUUAUAGCAGGUUUCACUGGACGCUCAUUUGAGCAAGUACAGAAAGAUAUUGAUAGGGAUAAAUAUAUGUCUCCAAUUGAAGCAGUUGAGUAUGGAAUUAUUGAUGGUGUAAUCGAUAGAGAUAGAAUUAUUCCUCUCAUGCCAGUGCCAGAAAGGGUGAAAUCAACACUAAACUAUGAAGAAAUAAGUAAAGACCCAAAGAAAUUCCUAAACCCAGAAAUUCCUGAUGAUGAGAUAUACUAGCUAUCCUUGAAUUCAAUGUUACGCUGAUAGCAGUAUACAACAUUUUGGGUGAAGCUUCAGCAUGCUGUAACAAACCCUCAAAAGUGUAGGAUUUGCAUUUUUAAUUUAUGUGUGGGUGAGUGAAAAAUUACUGUUCUGUUAUGGAGAAUUUUGUUGGUUAUCAUUAGCUCUAUUAUUUCUUCGUUAAAUCAACUACUGCCAUUUUUUAUUAUUUUUUAAAA
Vigna angularis (adzuki bean) is the source of this 1231-nucleotide messenger RNA. RefSeq names its product ATP-dependent Clp protease proteolytic subunit 4, chloroplastic. The coding region runs from base 90 to 1010 and encodes 306 amino acids. Gene Ontology annotation, cellular component: endopeptidase Clp complex. The transcript has 2 exons. Gene Ontology annotation, molecular function: ATPase binding; serine-type endopeptidase activity; ATP-dependent peptidase activity. Lineage: Eukaryota; Viridiplantae; Streptophyta; Magnoliopsida; Fabales; Fabaceae. The record is from RefSeq and is a predicted model, not a curated record. Gene Ontology annotation, biological process: protein quality control for misfolded or incompletely synthesized proteins.